Hibiscus syriacus is the source of this 1083-nucleotide messenger RNA. RefSeq lists its product as uncharacterized. Lineage: Eukaryota; Viridiplantae; Streptophyta; Magnoliopsida; Malvales; Malvaceae. The coding region runs from base 1 to 1083 and encodes 360 amino acids. The transcript has a single exon. The record is from RefSeq and is a predicted model, not a curated record.
AUGACGAGAAAAAGAAAGAACAAUGGUGAAUGUGAUCAAGAAUGUGAACAAGUUUCCAGGAAGUUAGAAGAAUCCAAUAAAGAAGAAGAUGAAGAUUUCUUAGAAUUAACUUUAUGUAACGGGUCAUUGAGGAAUGCAGAGCCACCCUCAAAGCGGUCUCCUACUCCGCCGUCUCCGGUUUUAUCAUUGCAACCAUCAUUGUCGUCCCAACAAAUAACACCUUUAACUCUACCACCACAACAGCCGCCGUUAUCUCAACAAGUAAUUUCUCCAAUUUUAUCAUUGUCGAGUCAACAACCACCAUCACCACCGCCCAAUCAAGUUUCUCGGCCUUCAAUACCUCAGCAGUUCACCCAACAAAUGAUUUCUUCUUCCUUUGCACUCAGGCUAUCAAACUCCCAUCCUCUUUUCAACGAUGAGACUAUCGUGUCACAUUCUUCCUCUUCUGUCCCUCUCUUUUAUCCCCAAGAGUCAGUUUCUCCACUGUCUCCAGCAGCGGCUGAAUCCGUCCCCAUCUCGAGUACUGGCACCGGCACUACCCGGGGCGCACGUGCACGGAGCAGGAACUCUACACAAGCACCACGAGAAGGGAAAAUCGAGACGAUAACUCCUCCAUUCCCCUGGGCCACCGAGUAUCGAGCCACGGUUCACACCCUCAACCAUCUGCUGUCCCAAGACAUCUUCACCAUCACCGGCGAGGUUCAAUGCAAGAGGUGCGAGAGAAAGUUCGAGACGGCUUACGAUUUGGAACAAAAGUUCAAUGAAAUCGGGACCUUCAUAGCGCAAAACAGGAACGCCAUGCACGACAGGGCUCCAGAAAUCUGGAUGAACCCGGCGCUACCGAAAUGCGAGCUCUGCAACCAAGUGAACAGCGCAAAACCAUUGAUUCCAGAGGAGAAGGAAUCCAUCAACUGGCUGUUCUUGUUCCUGGGACAGAUGAUCGGAUGCUGUACUCUCGAGCAGUUAAAGUAUUUUUGCAAGCACACCAAGAACCAUUGCACUGGUGCCAAAGAUAGGGUUGUUUAUCUGGCUUACCUUUCUAUCUGCAAACAACUAGACCCUACCGGUCCCUUUACCAGGUAA